This is a messenger RNA of Westerdykella ornata, 793 nucleotides long. RefSeq lists its product as uncharacterized. The transcript has 3 exons. NCBI's taxonomy places the organism in Eukaryota, Fungi, Ascomycota, Dothideomycetes, Pleosporales, Sporormiaceae. The record is from RefSeq and is a predicted model, not a curated record. The coding region runs from base 243 to 572 and encodes 109 amino acids.
AUCACCCGCCCGCCUGCAACACCGACGCUGCUCCGUCCACGGGUUCUUGCAAUUGUUGCACUCGGCCCUAUCAUUGCUGCUGUUGCUUUGCAAAAAGGUAGGUACCAUACCUCUCCCAUCACCCAUCACAGGUUCUGCCCAGCACCAGAGAGACCUGCUUCGUUGGCCUGCGAGUCUACGACGCGCUUCUUCCUCUCAGCCUCUCUUCCUCCUCCCUGCCACAUCCAUACAUAACUGCAGAGAUGCCACCAGCCGCUAAUAAGGACAACAGCUGCAGGUUGCCCGCCCCAGCCAGGAGGGCAAUACCCAGGUGCCUCACCACCUGCACCACCCUCCCGAGGUCCUCUACAAAUCUCGUGACUGCCAUCUGCUGCGGUUCACACGCCCGUCGCAAAGGGAACACCAAGCUCGUCAAAGGCUUCGGCCCGCCCUACCUUCAAGAGAGAGCUGUCGCCCCUCCACUAGUAACGUGCGCGUCACGUCCAUUUAUAUCAUCAGCUCUCGACAUUCUGGCCCAUUCCAUCUCCGCCUUCCAACGUUGCGAAGAGCGCCCUAGCAAGCUCCCGCCUUGACCUAGCAGCUUAGCAGCACUCGUAGCGUCAACGGACGUCAUUAUUUCCCUCUGCGUUGCGACGCGUGGGUUUCCAAGGUUGCUCGCGACGGCUGAGUCAAGUCGAGUGUAGCCCUUUUCUCUUCGCUUUCCAUCCUACUGGCGAAAUUCCACAACGGCCCUUUCCCCACACGGCGCGCCUCCCAUUCGACCUCGCCCUCUCUAUCCGCACCUGGCUUCCGG